UCCCUCUGCAUCUGGGUUGAAAAAAAAAAAGGAAACAUGGCGGCGAGAAUACUGCGGCUCCCGCUGCGACUUUUCUCCAAGGAUACGGUUAUAAUGGCUCGUAACCCUGGUUUAAAAACAUCCACCAUACCCAGGACAACUCAUUGCAGGCAUGUGGUGUCUACGCCGUCUGGGGCAAUCCUUCCCAAACCGGACAAAACACCUUUUGGUCUUAUCCGCAUGACAGCAAUUGUGAUACCUUUCCUUUAUGUGGGAACUCUGAUCAGCAAGAACUUUGCUGCUCUCUUGGAGGAGCAUGAUAUCUUUGUCCCUGAAGAUGACGAUGAUGAUGAUUGAGCUAAGCUCGCAGCCUAACAAGAGGGUGUUUUGCAAUAUCAACUGAAAGAAUACCAGCCGGCACAAGGAAGAUGGGGGAAGAUGGAGCCGUUUGACUUCCAGAAACAUCCUCUACCUCUACUCAUCUUCUUCCUCCUUCCUCUGAUAUUUAUCCUGUUUCUCAUAAAUUUCAUAUCAUGUGAGGCCAUCAGAACUACUACUGAAGCCUACACUCUUGUUUGCAUGUUUGUGUGUGUGUCAGCUCAAUAAACAGAGUCAAUUACA
This is a messenger RNA of Melanotaenia boesemani (Boeseman's rainbowfish), 600 nucleotides long. RefSeq names its product single-pass membrane protein with aspartate-rich tail 1b (gene smdt1b). The transcript has 3 exons. The coding region runs from base 37 to 336 and encodes 99 amino acids. Lineage: Eukaryota; Metazoa; Chordata; Actinopteri; Atheriniformes; Melanotaeniidae. Gene Ontology annotation, biological process: calcium import into the mitochondrion; mitochondrial calcium ion homeostasis. Gene Ontology annotation, cellular component: uniplex complex; mitochondrial inner membrane. The record is from RefSeq and is a predicted model, not a curated record.